This is a messenger RNA of Labrus mixtus (cuckoo wrasse), 1156 nucleotides long. It is a transcript of the gene rexo2, whose product is annotated as small fragment nuclease. Gene Ontology annotation, molecular function: nucleic acid binding; 3'-5'-RNA exonuclease activity. Gene Ontology annotation, cellular component: mitochondrion. The record is from RefSeq and is a predicted model, not a curated record. The coding region runs from base 41 to 889 and encodes 282 amino acids. NCBI's taxonomy places the organism in Eukaryota, Metazoa, Chordata, Actinopteri, Labriformes, Labridae. The transcript has 7 exons.
UGUCGUAUUUGCGACAGUUGAGAUCGGAAGUGAGCCCGGGAUGCCGGUGUGUUCAAGGACCACGGCGUGGAUUCUCUCGAAGUUAUUUUGGAGGAGACAGUUCGUCCCCCGGUGCUCUAAGGCAGCACAUCACACACUUUGUGGGACAGUUUUACAGAAAAGUGCUGAUUUAAGUCCUGGAAUAAACCGGUUUACCGCACAGGGAGCAGGUCCCGGAGUUAUUUCACGUUUUUGUUCUAGGUUGGAGCAUCAGGGGUUCGGAGGAAUCAGCAUGUCGUCCACAGCCAUGUCUCAGAGGAUCGUCUGGGUGGACCUGGAGAUGACGGGCCUGGACAUAGAGAAGGAUCAGAUCAUUGAGAUGGCCUGCAUCAUCACGGACGCUGAGCUGAAACUUGUGGCUGAGGGGCCCAACCUGAUCAUCAAGCAGCCAGACGCGCUGCUGGACGGGAUGUCAGAGUGGUGCCAGGAGCAUCACGGGAAGUCAGGACUGACCCAGGCUGUGCGGGACAGUAAGAUCAGCCUGGAACAUGCCGAGUAUGAGUUCCUGUCCUUCAUCAGACUGCACACCCCCCCUGGACAGUGUCCCCUUGCUGGAAACUCAGUGCACGCAGACAAAAGGUUCCUGGACAAGUACAUGCCCCAGUUUAUGUACCACCUUCACUACAGGAUCAUUGAUGUCAGCACCAUCAAGGAGCUGUGCAGGCGGUGGUUUCCUGAGGAUUACAAGAUGGCCCCUCAAAAGAAAGCAACGCACAGAGCCCUGGACGACAUCCAGGAGAGCAUCAAAGAGCUGCUGUUCUACAGAGCCCACAUCUUCAAAGACUCUACAGAGGAGAAGAAACGCAAGAUAGCAGAGAACGGAGGCAGAAACGACAGUCAGCUCUCAUGAGGAUCUGGCAGUGCUGUGCUGCUGCAUCUCAACAUUCAGUGUGGUUCUUAUCAUCAUUGACUUUCUGUUCACUUGAGCUGCCCCAGGAUCUGUUAUUCCAUUAUGUUCAGAUUAAAAAGUAGACAUUUCAUCACAGAGAGAUGGUAACAGUUCAUUUGAAUGACCUUUUUGCAGUUUGCUGAUUUAGUAUUUUAUUCAGACCUGGUAUUGAUUUAAUUGUGUUCAUCUUGUUUAAAGUGAAACCAAAUAAAGUCUGGUACACCUUUA